Trematomus bernacchii (emerald rockcod) is the source of this 1662-nucleotide messenger RNA. RefSeq lists its product as uncharacterized. The record is from RefSeq and is a predicted model, not a curated record. Gene Ontology annotation, molecular function: nucleic acid binding. NCBI's taxonomy places the organism in Eukaryota, Metazoa, Chordata, Actinopteri, Perciformes, Nototheniidae.
AUGACAGUUGUCAACGACCCAGUGAAGGCCUUAGCUCUGGCCCAAGAGUUAUCCGUCCUCUUGGCCAAGGGCGCAAUCGAGCCAGUAGACCCUCUGCUUCAGUCCGGGGAGUUCUACUCGGCGUACUUUCUUGUGACCAAGAAAGUCGGCGGAUUCCGUCCAGUUCUGGACCUCAGAGGACUCAACAGAUUCCUGAAGGUGCUGCCCUUUCAUAUGCUAACCACAGCAGACACCCUUCGUGUUGUCACACAGGGGGAGUGGUUCGCAACCGUGGACUUGAGGGACGCCUACUUCCACGUGCCGAUUGCAUCCCAUCACCGGAAGUUCCUGAGGUUCGCCUUUCGGCGCCAACACUAUCAGUUCCGGGGUCGUGGCGGCAGCUCUCUCACCCCUGCAAGCGACUGGCUGGUCUGCGCGCCAUCCCGGCCUCACGUGGCCCAGGAUACGGCGCGCCUCUUGUCUCACGUAGCCCGGUUGGGCCUGAGAGUGAACACCGAGAAGCGUUGUCUGGACCCUGCCCAACAGGUCACUUACCUGGGGAUGGUCCUAGAUUCGGUCGCCAUGAGGGCCUACCUGACACCUCGUCGUGUGGACGACAUUUCCCACCUUCUUCCCAUCUUCAGGCUGGGCAAGAUGGUGCCUUACAUCCAGUUCCUCCGGCUCCUGGGCACACUGUCGGCUGCCUCAGCCAUUGUGCCCUUAGGCCUGCUGUCUCUGCGCCCCAUGCAGAUGUGGCUGAACAGCCUCCACUUUGACGCCAAGUGGCACAGGCACAGGAGAGUCAGGGUGUCACAGUGGUGCCUCCACUCUCUGUCACGCUGGGGGGACAGGGCCUAUCUUCAGAUGGGUGUGCCCAUGGGCGCCAUCCCAUCCCGCCGGGAGACUGUCACUGUGGAUGCAUGUCUCUCUGGGUGGGGUGCAGUGUGGCAGGGCAGAACUGCUCAGAGUCAGUGGUCCGCCCAGGAGGGUGCGCACCAUAUAAAUGUGCUAGAGCUUCGGGCUGCGCUGCUUGCACUCAAGCACUUUUUACCCCAACUGGCGGGCAGGCAUGUGCUUGUUCGUUCGGACAGCAUGUCCGCCGUUGCCCAUAUCAACCACCAAGGGGGCACCAGGUCCGUUCAGCUGCUCCGGCUUUCACAGAACUUCUUGUCUUGGGCGUCUCCCCGUCUGACCAGUCUGCGGGCAGCCUUUUUACCAGACCGAAAUCAGGUUGCGGAUUUCCUCUCUCUGCACAAACCUCCACCGGGGAAGUGGAGGCUUCAUCCAGACGUGGUGGAGUCAAUUUGGAGCCUUUUUGGCAGAGCCGAGGUGGACCUCUUCGCCUCGGAAGAAUCGAGGCACUGCCCCCUCUGGUUCUCCUGGACGGAGGUGACCAGCCCGAUGGGGCAGGACGCUCUGGCGCACGACUGGCCAGACAGUCUCCUGUAUGCCUUCCCACCACUGUCUCUGAUAUUGCAGACGCUUCACAGGGUUCUUACUCAGGGGCACAGGCUCCUUCUGGUCGUUUGGUUCCCACUGCUGCGCAUUCUCUGCUGCAGCCCACCAUGGCAUCUCCCCGACAGGAAGGACCUUCUGUCACAGCUCGGAGGUCAGAUCUGGCAUCCCGACCCUCACCGCCUUCAGCUCUGGGCCUGGCCUCUGAGGGGCCAAACCCACUGUUGA